ACCUGCACGACAUUACACUUGAAACAGGCAAAGCAGAGGAAGGGAGCUAUUGCAUUGGUAUUUAAAAAAAAAAAGAACAUUUAAUUCCGAAUUUAAUACAGUAGAGCAGUUUAAUUGAGCAGCGCCUUGUGAACUACACUACUCAUCAUGAAGCUGUGCUUUCUUGUUCUGCUGGCCAUCAGCAGUGUCUUUGCUGAUGAAGAUGACAAGAAGGAGAGUGUCGGUACUGUAGUUGGCAUUGACCUGGGUACCACUUAUUCUUGUGUUGGUGUCUUCAAGAAUGGACGUGUGGAAAUCAUCGCUAACGAUCAGGGUAACCGAAUCACUCCAUCUUAUGUGGCCUUCACUGUUGAGGGAGAACGUUUGAUCGGUGAUGCUGCUAAAAACCAGCUGACCUCCAACCCAGAGAACACUGUCUUUGACGCAAAGCGCCUGAUUGGUCGUACGUGGACUGACCCCACUGUUCAACAGGAUAUUAAAUACUUCCCUUUUAAGGUUGUUGAGAAGAAGAGCAAGCCUCAUAUCCAGGUUGAUAUUGGAGGUCAAAUCAAAACCUUUGCUCCUGAAGAAAUUUCUGCCAUGGUGCUCACAAAGAUGAAGGAAACCGCUGAAGCCUACCUGGGCAAAAAGGUUACUCAUGCUGUGGUUACUGUGCCAGCCUACUUCAACGACGCCCAGCGUCAGGCCACAAAGGAUGCUGGAGUCAUUGCCGGACUGAAUGUGAUGAGGAUUAUCAAUGAGCCAACUGCUGCUGCUAUUGCCUAUGGCUUGGAUAAGAAGGACGGCGAGAAGAACAUCCUUGUGUUUGAUCUAGGCGGGGGUACUUUUGAUGUUUCUCUGCUCACCAUUGACAAUGGUGUCUUUGAAGUAGUGGCUACCAAUGGAGAUACUCAUCUGGGAGGUGAAGACUUUGACCAGCGUGUCAUGGAGCACUUCAUCAAGCUGUACAAGAAGAAGACUGGCAAAGAUGUGCGGAAGGACAACCGUGCCGUGCAGAAGCUGCGUCGUGAAGUGGAGAAGGCCAAGCGGGCUCUGUCUGCCCAGCACCAGGCCAGAAUUGAGAUUGAGUCUUUCUUUGAGGGAGAAGAUUUCUCUGAAACUCUUACCAGGGCAAAGUUUGAGGAGCUCAACAUGGAUCUCUUCCGGUCAACUAUGAAGCCAGUCCAGAAAGUCCUGGAGGACUCGGACUUGAAGAAAGCUGACAUAGAUGAAAUUGUCCUGGUCGGCGGCUCCACUCGAAUCCCAAAGAUUCAGCAGCUGGUGAAGGAACACUUCAAUGGCAAGGAGCCUUCGCGUGGCAUCAACCCUGAUGAGGCUGUGGCUUAUGGUGCUGCUGUGCAGGCUGGGGUGCUGUCUGGGGAAGAGGAUACUGGUGAUUUGGUUCUUCUUGAUGUGUGCCCCCUGACCCUUGGUAUUGAGACUGUUGGAGGCGUCAUGACAAAGUUGAUUCCACGAAAUACUGUUGUGCCAACAAAGAAAUCCCAGAUCUUCUCCACUGCAUCUGACAACCAGCCCACUGUUACCAUUAAGGUUUAUGAAGGUGAACGACCUCUGACAAAAGACAACCAUCUGCUGGGCACAUUUGACCUGACUGGCAUCCCUCCUGCUCCUCGUGGUGUCCCCCAGAUCGAAGUCACCUUUGAAAUCGACGUCAAUGGCAUUCUCCGUGUGACCGCCGAAGACAAGGGCACCGGAAACAAGAACAAGAUCACCAUCACAAACGACCAGAACCGCCUGACCCCUGAAGACAUUGAGAGGAUGGUGAACGACGCAGAGAGGUUUGCUGAAGAGGACAAGAAGCUGAAGGAACGCAUAGACGCCAGGAACGAGUUGGAGAGCUACGCCUACUCACUGAAGAACCAGAUCGGAGACAAGGAGAAACUGGGGGGCAAGCUGUCCUCUGAAGACAAGGAGACCAUUGAGAAAGCAGUUGAGGAGAAGAUCGAAUGGCUCGAAAGCCACCAGGAUGCUGAAAUUGAAGAUUUCCAGGCUAAAAAGAAAGAACUGGAGGAGAUUGUGCAGCCCAUUGUCAGUAAACUGUACGGCAGUGCGGGAGGACCACCACCAGAGGGUGGCGAGGAGGAACAGGCAGAGAAGGAUGAGUUGUAGAGCUCCCCCUUCCUUCACAUAGGUGUAUAUAUUGGACUCCUUGAGAACUGUAAUGUGUUUGAGGAAAUCAAUAUUUUGAAUGGUGGAAAACUCAUUCACGAAUGUAAAUGUGGUAUCUUCACAGCAAGGUGGAGUGAAGUUAUAGCCGGGUUGGCUCUGCUGCUGUUCUUUGGCAGUUUCAGUUGUGGAGGCGGCUUUUUUUUUUUUCUUGGAGAGGGGGUGGGGGGCAGAUUAAAUAGGGAAUGGGAACAAAUCCAAUGUGUUGAUGAGAUGUUUAGAAAAUUGUUUACUAUUUAUUUGAAAUUUGGUCAUUCUGGAUAUUGUAGAAAAAUGUUUUCUACUGUAAAUUGACCUUGAAUAAAUGUUAAGUUUGAUACUA
Molecule: messenger RNA, 2488 nt
Organism: Polyodon spathula (Mississippi paddlefish)
Lineage: Eukaryota; Metazoa; Chordata; Actinopteri; Acipenseriformes; Polyodontidae
Product: endoplasmic reticulum chaperone BiP
Exons: 9
Coding region: 148-2109 (653 amino acids)
Biological process (GO): protein refolding; cellular response to unfolded protein; endoplasmic reticulum unfolded protein response
Cellular component (GO): nucleus; cytoplasm; endoplasmic reticulum chaperone complex
Molecular function (GO): ATP hydrolysis activity; misfolded protein binding; ATP-dependent protein folding chaperone
Source: RefSeq, a predicted model, not a curated record